Molecule: messenger RNA, 702 nt
Organism: Solanum tuberosum (potato)
Lineage: Eukaryota; Viridiplantae; Streptophyta; Magnoliopsida; Solanales; Solanaceae
Product: putative amidase C869.01
Exons: 4
Coding region: 1-702 (233 amino acids)
Source: RefSeq, a predicted model, not a curated record
AUGGAAGACUGCUCGGUAAACCCGGAGGCAGCUGAUGAGGCUGACCGAAACAGAGUUGACAGUAGUGAAACUGGAAGCUUUUUAGGGGAGUUACAUGGAAUCCCAGUGCUUCUUAAGGAUACAUUUGGGACAAAGGAUAAGUUGAAUACUACUGCGGGUUCAUAUGCUCUGCUGGGAUCUGAUUCUGAAGUGAGGCGAGAUGCUGGAGUGGUGGAGAAAUUGAGAAAUGCAGGUGCUAUUAUUUUGGGAAAAGCUAGUAUGAUUGAAUGGUACGAGUUUCGUUCUCUCAGUGGAGUUCCUAAUGGCUGGUGUGCUCGAUCUGGACAAGGAGUGAAUCCAUAUUGCCCGUCUGGAUCACCAUGUGGAUCAAGUAGUGGCUGUGCAAUAUCUGUUGCUGCAAAUAUGGCAGCAGUCUCUCUUGGGACUGAAACUCACUGCUCCAUCAUCUGUCCAGCGGAUCAUAACUCAGUUGUACGGCUGAAACCUACUGUUGGGCUCACAAGUUGGGCAGGGAUCAUACCAAUGACGCCCCACUGGGACACUGUUGGGCCUAUAUGCAGGAAUGUUACAGAUGCAGUUUACAUGCUUGAUGUAAUUGUUGGAUCAGAUCCAAGAGAUGAAGUCACCACGGAAGCAGCUAAAUAUAUUCCUGAGGGUGGCUACAAACAGUUUCUCGUGGAAGACGGUCUAAAAGGGAAGUGA